UCGCUGCGGUCGUCGUGGUUCGGGAAAUGUGACCGCUUCGAAACUUGUUGGUUGUCACGUGUCAUUCGUGCCCCGUCAGAAUUCCCAGUUUCGCGAUACUUCGAAUCGUAAUAACGAUUUCUAAUGUUUCGAAACGAGACGUGAUCGCAAUUUACGAAACUUCUUACCAAGUGUCGUGUCAAAAUAAGGUUGUUUAGAUCUAAAUAGAAACAUCCAAUUGUAAAUUAAAUUCUCGCAGUCCAAACGAUAGAAAGAUUCUCGGAAAGGAACGUUCGAAUAUGAAUUAUAUAAUUUUCACAUUUUAUAAGUUAUGCUAGCACGUUAUCUUUCUUUUCCUUUUUGCGCUCUUUGCUCAACCACGUUCAGAAAAAGCACCGACGAAACGUAUCCCUUUGAUCGUUACGAUUCCAAAUAUUUCAUCGAUUGGUCGAAAAAUUGAAAAUUUCGGACGUAUGUCGGCAGAUUCGGUAGUUGUCAAUUUGGAGAACAGAAUUUAUUUGCGAAAAUGUGUAAAUGGAAAUUUCGCUGAAAUGGAAAGGAAUGUAUCAUAUUUGUACAAUUUUUCAUUUAUAAAAGGAACAAGUGACUAAUUAUUUUCGUAAUAGUAGAAUAAAAAAAGGAAAAGCACAGUACUAUUUCUUUUUAUGUCAGUAAUAUAGAACGCUUUUCAUUACAAUUUUGUCAUUCCUCUUAGUUUUAUUCGUUUUUCAUUUGAUUUUUAUUCGAUAUGACUGUUAAAAUCGAGGUUACGAUUAUGAGGAACUGUCAACGUUCAUCGUAACAGUUCUGGAAGUGAAAAUUAGUGAGAUGUUAAUAUUCUUAGGGCAAGUAGUUUCAUAAAGUCCGUUUAUGUGUUCCAUUUACAUGCACGAUUAAACAAGACGAGGAUGCAAUUAGAUUUCGAAUAGAUUUUCAUAGCGCGUUAGUUAAUCGAUGUUAACUGAUCGUAGCAACGUACAUACUUGAGAUGCUUCGACCUAUAUUCCAUGUUUAUAGGAGAUAAAUGGAACAGUCACACAAAGAGGUAACAGGGCGAAAGUAUAUUACACUCGACAAUAUAAUUGCUUCUAAAAUAAGGAAAGAUUUGAUAGUAAAUUGAAAACGUUUUGCUCUUUUUAUUACGAUCGUUUCAAACGUUAGUACCACGUAAUUUCAUCCUUUGAUCUAUAUUCACGAACUCUUCGUUUCCAAUAAACUGCGAUAAUUCUCGUAAAUCGUUAUACGAUUCUAUUAGACGGCGUGCGAUCAAACAGUCCAUUUAAAUUAAAGACACGUUCGUAGCAACUUGAAAUAGGAGAAGACGAUUAUAAUGUACGGUAGGUUAAGUUAACAAUUUUAGGCAGCUUUUUCGGGAGGAACGUCCGAAAUUGGAAUUUUUAAAACACGAAUCGAAUAUACGUAUGAUGUAUGAUACUAUUCUAUUCUAUUAUUUUUUGCAAGUGUACCAAACAGUUUGUUUACCUUGCCAUUACAAAAAUGUUCACUUUCGCAUCAAAGAAUUCUAAAUUUCAUGAAACGAUCCUAUAAUUUUCAUUAAACUCUCAUAGUGCUCGUUGUCCUCUGUUACUAUCAAUAGUCAAUAUGGUCAACUCCCCUCGUUAUUGAUUUUUUAAUUUCGUUAUGUACGCGAUUAAUGAUCAAUUCUCGAGAAACGAAUAAUCUAUUUCUCUAAGAAUAUGACACGAAUAAUAGGAAAUUUCGGAAACAACGUUUGCAAUAUCAUUGCUUGUACUUUUCUAUUGAAAGAAUUGAUCAACAUGGUUUCAGAACAACUUAAAUGAUACACUUACAAGCGACAUCUACUUAUUCAUUCAUUAUAUUAUAUUACAUUAUUAUAUUAUUAUAAUCGUACCUACUAUUUAUUCAUCCAUUGCGGAAACAUAAGAAACGUUUCUUUGUUAGCACUGAAAAUAUAACUAGAUAUAUUGUCAGAAAAACGCAACCUACUUAGUUGCCUUAACGCGACCACAGGGGUUCGAAGGAGGCUGAGCAUAUUAAAUUGGAAUCGGCCGUCUCGAAGGAAUGACAAGUACGUGGUCAAGACGAAAACCCUCGCGCACCGUGGGUGGGACGACUGAUUACCGGUUCGGCUAGAAACUUUCUGCUUGCAAAGAACUACUUGGCGGUCACGAACAAGCAGUUUAUAAUGUCACAUAAUACCACCGCGUCAACGAAAUCCACGGUUACCUGCGAGUUAAAGGAAACCGUAUCCAACGGUCAUUCAACGUGGCCGGCGUUCCUCUUACGAUCCCCUAUGGAUUUUCUCCGGUUAUCAUCGACGUCGAUCGGGGAAUUCGGUACCGUAAUUGACGUCUCGAAUUCGCGAAUUUUCGUUGGUCCGAUCGUCAAAUUACCGACGUAAGAAGGUUACCGACCAAACCGUUCCGAUGACACCGAGACGUUCGGUAAUACGUUUCACUGUUAACCGUGACACGUACCCUUCGCCUGUAAAUAUGUAACACUGAGAUGCGCGUUCGUUGUGUGGAAAUUGUGGCGCGAUAGAGUGUGCGAGUGUAUUAUGUGCGCUUAACGUAAAAACGCAAGUGAGAGAGUAAAGUGGAUUCACAAAGGAUAAAACAGACACACGAUGGACAAUCGACACUAACAGAAGCAUCAUCGCACGCUCGUGUGACAGGAGGCUGGGCAAAAUACACGGUUGAAAAUUGUUCCUGGCGCAGCAAGGGACAAAAAUGUUGUCCACGGUGUCCAGUGUCCCGCUUGAAUUAAAUUCUUCAUGUUGUACAACCGUUACUGGAAACAACGGUCUCAAUGCGUUAUCGGUGAUCAAGACUGAAAACACCACUGAUCUUUACAUGUUACCGGCUUACAUCCGCACGACGUCCAUGAUCGCCUGUAUUGUGGUGAUGGUUCUUGGCAUAAUAGGAAAUCUCAUGGUACCGAUCGUGGUGUUUCGAGGUAAAGACAUGCGGAACAGCACGAACAUCUUCCUGGUGAACCUUAGCGUGGCCGACCUCUGCGUUCUUUUGAUCUGUACACCAACCGUUCUUGUCGAGGUGAAUUCUGGACCUGAAAUCUGGCUGCUUGGCGAACACAUGUGUAAAGCGGUACCAUUUGUAGAAUUGACUGUGGCACACGCUUCGGUUCUAACGAUCUUGGCGAUCAGUUUCGAGCGGUAUUAUGCAAUUUGCGAACCCCUACGGGUUGGGUAUAUGUGCACAAAGGCCAGAGCGACGUUUCUUUGCUUCGUUGCGUGGGUUGCGGCGGCGCUUUGCACCAGUCCCAUAAUCUGGGUCUCUCAGUACCAGGAGAUGCGUGUGAAGGAGAACAAGAACGAUCAAGACGCGAGGAACUUUGUUCCAGUCUGUUUGACGAUGGCCGACAGUAGCGCCACUGUGGUAUUCUUCUUACUUCUGGUCCUCGUCUUCUAUAUAGCGCCACUGCUGAUCCUGCUGAUCCUGUACACUUUCAUCAUCAGGCAAUUGAUGCCAAAUCCCAGUAAUACAAGCGACCCUUACCAUACCAGAGCAAAGAAGCACGUGAUUACAAUGUUAUUAUCGGUGGUUAUCAGCUUUUUCAUCUGUCUGUCGCCAUACAGGAUUCUGAUCUUUUAUAUAGUGAUCGCACCGGCAGAACAAAUUGCCGCCAUUGAUCGAGACACGUUCUUCGCUUUUCUUAACUUUAGCAGGAUCAUGUUCUAUCUGCACAGCGCCAUUGAUCCGAUAUUGUAUAAUUUAAUGAGCAGUAAGUUCAAAAAAGGAUUCUUGGAAUUAUGCAGAAUGAAGAAGUGUGCCAAGAGACGAUUAAGGAGCAAUAUGACCGGAACUAGGAAAAUUGAUAUUAGCGAACAGGAAGAGAACUUCGUGUGAUACUUUCUUAUGUAACCAGCAUGCUGUUUUUACUGUACAUUUACGUUUUCAGUCGGCAUUAAUUAGAGAGCGUGAUAUCAAUUACAGUAUUGUAAACAGCUGUUUAUGUGAAUGUAUUAAAGAACGGUAUUUUUCGAACAAAUAUUGUAUUGUUGUGAUAAGAAUUUUUAUGUACUUUUUAUAUGUUACUGACCGAUAGUAACCUUUUUCAAAUACGAUUAAGAAUAUUUAAUAAUAACAUUCCAUGUUUCUACUCCAAAUGAAAUUACUGUAGUAAAUUUAUAAAAAUAUUUGGAAAAUAAAACCUAAGAAAGAUAUACUGAUAUGUUACCAUAUA
This is a messenger RNA of Bombus pascuorum, 4164 nucleotides long. It is a transcript of the gene ETHR, whose product is annotated as growth hormone secretagogue receptor type 1. Lineage: Eukaryota; Metazoa; Arthropoda; Insecta; Hymenoptera; Apidae. Bases 2691 to 3827 code for a protein of 378 amino acids. The transcript is spliced from 6 exons. Gene Ontology annotation, biological process: G protein-coupled receptor signaling pathway. Gene Ontology annotation, molecular function: G protein-coupled receptor activity. Gene Ontology annotation, cellular component: plasma membrane. The record is from RefSeq and is a predicted model, not a curated record.